Molecule: messenger RNA, 2805 nt
Organism: Columba livia (rock pigeon)
Lineage: Eukaryota; Metazoa; Chordata; Aves; Columbiformes; Columbidae
Gene: AGFG1
Product: ArfGAP with FG repeats 1
Exons: 15
Coding region: 310-2121 (603 amino acids)
Biological process (GO): spermatid nucleus differentiation; intermediate filament organization; acrosome assembly
Cellular component (GO): membrane; cytoplasm; cytoplasmic vesicle
Molecular function (GO): GTPase activator activity
Source: RefSeq, a predicted model, not a curated record
UCUCAUAAAGGUGUCGCGCAGGUUCCGCCUCGACUCGUCAUUCAGCCGCCCCCGGCCUGGCGCCGCCGCCGUUCUCCUCCGCGGCCCGGCCCGCCCCCUCUCGUGGUGCAGCCGGCCGGCGUGAGCGGUGACCGCGCUCCCGCCCCAGCUCAUCCGCGGCACCGGUUUCCCUCCCCGCCCCUUCCUUUCCCCCCGCUUCCCCCCCCGCCCCAGCUCCUUCUCCCGCCGGCCGGGCCCCGGAGCGCCGCCGCCGUCGGGGUGUGAGCGGGGCCCGGCGCCGUGCCGGGCCGUCCCUUCACCGGCGGGGCCAUGGCCGCGAGCGCCAAGCGGAAGCAGGAGGAGAAGCACCUGAAGCUGCUGCGGGAGAUGAGCAGCCUCCCGCCCAACCGCAAGUGCUUCGACUGCGACCAGCGCGGCCCCACCUACACCGACAUGACGGUGGGCAGCUUCGUGUGCACCUCCUGCUCCGGCAUCCUACGGGGCUUGAAUCCACCCCACAGAGUGAAGUCGAUUUCAAUGACUACUUUCACACAACAGGAAAUAGAAUUUCUGCAGAAACACGGAAAUGAAGUGUGCAAACAGAUCUGGCUAGGCCUAUUUGAUGAUAGAUCAUCAGCAAUUCCAGACUUCAGGGAUCCACAGAAAGUAAAGGAAUUUCUACAGGAAAAAUAUGAAAAGAAAAGAUGGUAUGUUCCUCCGGAGCAAGCAAAGGUGGUGGCAUCAGUCCAUGCAUCCAUAUCAGGGUCUUCUGCUAGUAGUACAAGCAGCACACCUGAGGUGAAGCCACUCAAAUCUCUCUUGGGAGAAACUGCACCCACACUGCACUUAAACAAGGGCACACCGAGCCAAUCUCCUGUUGUAGUUCGAUCUCAAGGACAGCAGCAACAAGAAAAGAAACAAUUUGACCUCCUCAGUGACCUUGGCUCAGAUAUCUUUGCUGCUGCUCCUCCUCAGUCAACUGCUACAGCAAAUUUUGCUAAUUUUGCACACUUCAACAGUCAUACAGCGCAGAACUCUGCAAAUGCAGGUUUUGCAAACUUUGAUGCAUUUGGACAGUCUAGUGGCUUGAGUAAUUUUGGAGGUUUCCCCACAGCAAGUCAGUCUUUUCAGCCCCAAAAUACAGCGUUCAGAACGCUUUCAUCUAGCUGCAGUUUUGGUGAAUUUACUUCAGCUUUUCCUCUCCAGGCUGUACACAGUGGAGGUGCUGGAUCAGCGAAUGCUAACUUUGCUCACUUUGACAACUUCCCCAAAUCCUCCAGUGCUGAUUUUGGAGCCUUCAAUGCUUCUCAGAUUAACACAACAGCAUCUGCAGCCAGUAAAGCUGCAGUGAAUAAACCCAAUCUCCAGUCAGCUGACAAAUAUGCAGCUCUUGCUAAUUUAGAUAAUAUCUUCAGCGCAGGGCAAGGUGGUGGUGAGCAAGGAAGUGGCUUCAGUACAGUUGUGUCAGCAUCAGCAGGUCCUGCGUUGGCAGCUGCAAAUCAGUCAAGUGCAUCUUCAGACAAGUAUGCGGCUCUAGCAGAAUUAGACAGCGUGUUCAGCUCCACAGCAACCUCUACUAACGCAUAUACUUCCCCCAGUAAUGUUAACAGCAAUGCUUUUGGAACAGUACCCGUGGCUGCUACUGCACAGACACAACCUGCAUCUUCAAGUGUGCCUGCUCCCUUUGGAGCAACACCUUCCACAAAUCCAUUUGUAGCUGCCCCUGUUGCCCCAGUGGCACCUUCAACAAAUCCAUUCCAGACCAAUAGCCGAGGAGCAACAGGCCUCUCGGGAGCAAUGCACUCUCACAUAUUUCCUCAGGCUCAUUUUGCUGCAACAUUUGGUACUGCAUCCAUGAGCAUGCCUGCGGGAUUUGGAACUCCUGCCUCCUACAGUCUUCCUACCAGCUUUAGUGGCAACUUCCAGCAGCCCACAUUCCCAACCCAGGCAGCUUUCCCUCAACAGACUGCUUUUGCGCAGCAGCCAAAUGGAGCAGGUUUUGCUGCAUUUGGACAGGCAAAGCCUGUAGUAACUCCUUUUGGACAAGUUGCAGCUGUUGGAGUAUCUAUUAACCCUUUUAUGGCUGGUGCACCAACAGGACAAUUUCCAACAGGAAGCUCUUCAACCAAUCCUUUCUUAUAGCCUUAUAGACACUUUACCCAAAAGAACUCUUAUGUGGUCACAUAACAUCUCUGCGCCUCUUGCACUGUUGUCUUGUUUCACUGAUAUUAGCUUUAAACACAAAAGAAGUCUUUAAGAAGUAUAAAUAAAAGCCUGCAUUGUGUACCUUUAAAAACAAAAUUAAAAAAUUUACACAAAAAAACCCAACAAAAUCACCCCCCCCACCAGGUAAUAAUGUGCAAAACAGAGGGCUGUGGUAACAUCCUUGAACCUAUGAACUGGCAGGUAAAAAGUAGCGGUAUCAUGUAUAUUAAAAUUGGCUAAUAAGUUAUUGCAGAUACCACAUUCAUUAUGCUGCAGUACUGUACAUAUUUUUCUUAGAAAAUAGCUAUUUGUGCAUAUCAGUAUUUGUAACUUUAACACAUUGUUAUGUGAAAAAUGUUACUGGGAAAUAGAUCAGCCACCCUAAGGUGCUGUUGUAUCUCUUGGAAUGAAUGAUCUACAUCAUUUUAACCAUUGGUAUUGGAGGUCAUGAAGUUAAAUUGAAGGUUCGUUCAUUUCUCAAAACGUUUUUCUUUCCUAAGAGCUCUUCUAUUUAUACAUGCCUAAAUCUCUAAUGUUAGAGGGAUACCUGUCUGCAUAAUAAAGCUGAUCAUGUUUUGCUACAGUUUGCAGGUGAAAAAAAAUAAAUAUUAGAAAAAGCAA